UCCAACCCCACACCCGUGAUCAUAGUCAAACGGGAUUCCCCCAAAAUGGAGGCAACGCGGCAAUGCGUAAUACUAGACAGGAGACGCACGCACACAUUUCCCUCUCAACCCUCCCUCAUUUUCACUUUGCCUCGUCUAGCAAGCAAGUUAACGAUAGCCCGCUUCACGCUUCCCAUCGCUUGCUUUAGUCGCUAUUGUAGCAUUUCAUGCCUUAGGUUCAAUGCUUGUAUGCAUAACCAGUCCUGUUAAAGAAAUAUUAUGAAAAGUUUAGUUUGUAUGCUUAGGCGCCAGUGUACAUUCAUCCACUCGCGUGACGUGUCGAAAAUAGUAAAUGAUUUCUCGUGCUUGUAGGAGAGAAUGACUUAAGAAUACGUCCGGGAAGCCGAUUAUUUAUCACAAAGUCUGAUGAAACAGCUGUCUGGUCAGGUUUUUUUUGGAACAAAGCCGCAUACAGGAAGAAGUGAGGAACGAAGAUGACGAAAGACUGAGAGUAGCGAGGCAAGGACUGCUGGGGUGCAGGAGGGAUGCCAACAAGACUGAAAUAAGAGGACAAACUACAGCCCCACAAAAGUGCCUACGCUGAGAGCAGCAGCACCAGCAGCAGGAGCUACAGCAACAGCUACAGCUACAGCAGCAGCAGCGUACCUGGCUCCACGCUUCUAUGUGGGUCUACCUGCUUGGAUAAAUCUCCCCCCUGCUGGCUUGUGUGAGUCUUUUUGGGUGUGUGUGUGUGUGUGUGUGUGUGUGUGUGUGUGUGUGUUUCGUGUGCGUGUGUGUAUGUUUGUUGAGGGCUUGGCCUUGACUGGGAUUAUAUUUCACCCUGACAGGCAGACAGUUUCCCCAUCUCUGCUCCCCCUGUAUCCUCCCGCUGCCAUUCCACCCCAUUAGAGCAAGGACACAGGUCCAUUAGUUCUCCUUUUAAGGACCUCGCCUUAUCCUGACGUCCAGUCACACUACCUCCCAUCCUACCCCACCCCACCCCACCCCGCCCUACCCACUCCCUUCCCUUUCACAGACAUGUUAGCAUAAUUGCUAGCAGCACUAGCGCCCAUUUUGUUUUGGCAAUGGGUCAUUUGGGCGCCUGAGAGGCGAGGACCUGCUAAGGACAGAGGGGGAGUUUUCGGAGGGGCAGUUUUCUUCGCACCGGACACAGGCGAGGAGUGGAGAGAAGGUGACCCGCCACAGGCGAGCGGAAAGACACACUCUCUGAGCCUGCAGAGGGGCAGUGGCCAGACACACCCCAGCAUGCCACGCUGUCCUGCCUGACCUUGGCACCUCUCUCCUGAGACAGAGCUGGACUCUGCAGACCACCACCCCCCUCCCCCAUUGAACCACCAUAUCUGCGAGGACAUCCAUAAGGCAUCUCAGUCAAAAUCCCCACCUCUUCUGUCAAAUUCUGCUGGACUUCAAUCUCUUCACAGCUACUUACAAAGUGAACUCUAGUCAGUAUUGUUUUUGUUCUUGUUUAUUUUGUUUGUCUUCUCGAGGUGAUUCUGUUGCCUCACCUGCCUGCUCAAAGACAUUGGGAGUUGUAGUUUCCUGCUCAAAGACAUUGGGAGUUGUAGUCCGCCUGCUCAAAGACAUUGGGAGUUGUAGUCCGCCUGCUCAAAGACAUUGGGAGUUGUAGUCCUAGUUCUCCAUCACUUCGCUGAGGCACUGUAAGGUGUUUCCUUCUUCAUUGUUGCUCUGCGCUCUGAUCGCCACUGUGCCCUCCAUCGCUGCUGGGUGCCCCACUUCUGCUGCCCUCCCUGCCCCACCCUAUCCUCCAACCCCACCCCACUGGCGUCUGUCGUCGCCCCCUCAUCAUGGCUGUCAACAUGGGCGUGGGCCGCGACGCCAAGUGGCUGACGCUGGAGGUGUGCCGCGAGUACCAGAGGGGCACCUGCUCCCGCUCAGAUGCUGAGUGCAAGUUCGCCCACCCCUCUCGCAGCUGCCACGUGGAGAAUGGCCGCGUCAUCGCUUGCUUCGACUCGCUCAAGGGCCGCUGCACACGCGAUAACUGCAAGUACCUGCACCCCCCGCCGCACCUGAAGACUCAGCUGGAGAUCAACGGCAGGAACAACCUGAUCCAGCAGAAGACGGCCGCCGCCAUGUUGGCUCAGCAGAUGCAGUUUAUGAUGCCAGGAGCCCAGCUGCAGCCCAUAAACUCGUUCCAAAUGUCUCCCUCGCUGGCCAGCAGCCCCAGCAUGGCGUUCGGCCCGUACCUGAGCCACAUGAGCCCGGGCAUGGGGCUGAUGCCUGAGCUGAUGCCCAGCGCACCCAUGCUGGUCCCGGGGAGCCCCACGGGAAUCGCCAUGGGAAACGGAAACUCUGUGCAGAAGCCCAUGCGCACGGACAAGCUGGAGGUAUGCCGUGAGUUCCAGCGGGGCAACUGCACCCGGGGCGAGAACGACUGCCGCUACGCGCACCCCAUGGAAGCGGCCAUGGUGGACGGCAGCGAGAACUCCGUCAUCGUCUGCAUGGACUACAUCAAGGGCCGCUGCACGCGUGACAAGUGCAAGUACUUCCACCCGCCCGCUCACCUGCAGGCCAGGAUCAAGGCUGCGCAGCACCAGGCCAGCCAGAACGCUGCCGCCAUGGCCUUGCCUCCAGGUUCGGUGCAGCCCCUUCAGAAGAGGCCCACCAUGGAGAAGAGUAACGGAGCGUCUGCUGCUGUCUUCAACCACAACAUGUUCCACUACCAGCAAGCCCUGGCCAACAUGCAGCUGCAGCAGCAAGCCUUCAUCCCCGCAGGCCCUUACCUCUGCAUGAGCCCCUCUGGAAGUGUUGGGCUGUUCAAACCCCCAGAGAACCGCUGGGAGAGAAGGGAUUGGAGCAGUUGCAGGCAGCCCCACAGUCGCCUCCUAUCAAUGCCCGGACAUGCUGUUCCCAUGAUGCACGGUGCCACCACUUCCACUGUUUCGUCGGCUACGACCCCAAUCACCAAUGUUCCUUUUGCCGAGUCAGCAGCCUCCAAUCAGACCCCUCCGAGGUUCUAAGUUCUGACCCGGUUGACUUCCAGUGCAUUCCCAUGGAAACCUACUUCUGCCCUGUCCCUAAACUCUUUAUGGCAGCCCCCAUGACCCUAAGCCCAGUAGGCCUCAACCGAAACUCCAGUUAAAACGCCAUCAGCCUGUUAGACGCCAUGUGCCCAGGGGCACAACAGAAACAUGGAAUGCAGCAAACAUGUGCCUAAUCGAUAUGUUCCCCGACGGGGCCAUACAUUCACUUCAUCACUCUUCAUCACUCUUCAUCUCUGAAACGUUCACAUUGUGGAUUAAAAAAAAAAAAAAAAUUGACAAAGGUUUUGUUCAAACUAACACAGGCAAUACCUAAGUUUGGGCCCACAACUGUUAAAGGAAGCCAGCCAUGUUGAUGAAGAGGUACUUUACAAAGCAAGGCGAGGUCGAAGGUCGAAGCAGGCAAAGCAGAGCUCCCCAGUCCUAACAGCCAUACAGAUACUCAGAUGAUCUCCCAGUGACAUCAUCUCCCAGUGACACAUGAAUGCACACUGGCGGGAGCUCUGGAUUCUCUGGCACGGCCUGCGAGGGCUCAGGAAAAGCAGAGGAGCUUGAGACGCAGUCACAUGAUGACGGCAUACAGGCCUUAAAGGCUAAGAGUUCACAGAAGGCAAACGAGACGAAUGUGAAAGGACCGUGUGCCUGUGUUCCAAGCGUUUCCUUUUUUUUAAACGAGUUUCAGCUGUCCUUAAGGCCUUUUUGUUUUUACGGUGUUUUAGGUGAUGUUGGCUGUUUUUAUUUGGAAUUUCCUUUUGUUUUGGCAGCCCAAGAUGAAAUAGUGAUCCUGAAAGAGCAUUGUCAUGUUUACAUUUCAAAAUGGCUGUAGAACACCUGUCCUUUUUGAUACUGUUUCUCGGUAAUGUUUUGUUUUUAAUCAUAUUUCCAUUAGGCUAUGAUUGUAAGAUCGCCUAUUCCAAAACAGCAUUCAGAGCAGAUAGCCUGGGGGCAUAAAGGCUUCAUUUGGUCGAUUCGUCUGUGCCUUUGGGUGACGAGCUGAAAUAAUGAACGGGCUGAUUUUUUUCUGUCUCUCCCUUUUAGUAUCGUCAUGGAAUUACUCAAACCCACAAUGUACUUCAAGAUUGGGAAUGCACUUUUGUGUUGUGUACAAAAACAUUAUGCUGUAGGGUUUGUCCUUAUAUUUGUAUAGUUGGUCGCUAUAGAAACACAGGAAUGCAUGUGGUAGCCAUUGGCUGCAUAAGAUGCAUUCCUGUGUGUCGUAACACAAGCCUCUCAGCCAAUGAAGUAUUUAAUAUUAAUUGAUCUGAAAUGAUUGUUUAAAAAAUAAGUGGUCUUUUGUAUAUGUGUGAUUCCAAAUUUACUGAAAGAAUAUUUUUUUCUUGGCAAUGAGUUACAGAUGAUACAUCCAUAGGUGUUGGACUACGUCAUAAUGUGGCGGACACAUUGGAACAAGAUAUCUAUCGUGAAAUGUUCCUCAUACCUCUUUAACUGCCCUAAGCAGCGGAGUAUCUUCAUGUCUGAGUUCAUGUCUUAAUAUGUGUGAGAUCAAACACAACAGUGUGUCUAGAUUCCAGCAUUACUGGAUAAUAAUGUAUGCUUUUUAAUAUUCAGAUGACUGAAUAUCUCGUCUAGUUUUUCCAAAAUGAAUAUAGAAAUUUGCCCUUUACAUCCCACCCAAGGACGCAAGGUUGAUUGUGCAGCACAGUGCAGUUUCCUUUUUUCUGUUCUCAGUCCGGUGUGCGUCUCCGUCCCCUGUCAGUCGGCGGUGGACGAGCUGUCUCCGCCAUGUGCCAUGUCCCAUGUCCCAUGAUGCCCCUGGAGAGACACAAUCUGUUUGUCUGUCCCUGCCGCUUCACUCUGGCAGGGACAUGCACGUUAGAUAUGAUUUUCAGCCUCUGACUGUGGGACCACAAAACAAGAGGUUUGAGCAUAGAUGCUAGAGAAGCUAGAAUGUACUAAAAGCAUUUAUGUAGAGGUUACUCACACACAUCUGUGACCAGAGAGGUGUGUGAGAUGGCAGGACAAAAGCCAUCGUGGCUGAUGUCAGCGUAUAGCCUACAGAUCUCCAACCUCCCGGGGAUUUAUAUCCCUGAUGCCUAUCAUUUUUCCAGUUAUUAAUACCAAAAAAAAAAAACACUUAACUGUGCAGUUUCUAAUGUGAACACUAUUUAUAGCCGGCUCAUUUAUAAAACUCCUUUUAGCUCAGUAGUCUUAACAGAGCACAUGGAAAUAUUGUUUUGAACAAUAAACACGAAAAAUGGUUUGGUGUAGGAUCAAGUGGACAUGUCAGUCAUGGCAGUAAAUCUCUAGUUACACUGAAUCACCUGCUUCCUGUGUGCCGGGAUGCUUGAUGACUCUGCCUCUUCGGAGUGUUAUCAUCGUAUUGAACAGGAUCUUUGUAAACUGUGAUGUUGUGAAAGGUUGUUAGGCUAAAAUGGGUUGGUCAUAGUAACACAAUAGCAUCCUUUUUUCAGUUUGUGUAAGAGUGCUUACACUCAUCUCUGGUUAAACACAUGGUCAAAUCUCCGGUAUCGCUACUAGGUGAUGUCCAAAACAUGGCGGUGUUGCUUGUUUUUUGUGAUGUAUGGUUAGUUGGUUUUGGACGUUUGGAAUUAGGUUGAUCAAGAUUUUCGUUAGUUGUCUGCUCAUGGUACUUCAUGGGAGGUGUGGGUUUUUUUUUUUUUGUCUUUUUUUUUUUCUUUGUUUCAUUAACAAUUGGUGUCCUUGCUUUCAAGUCACUGAACUCGAAGCACUUGAGCUGUGGGAUAUUUUAGAGAGCGGAUGGGAAGAGUCAGAGGGAGAGAGAUGGACCCAGCAUGUGGUUCGCUGAAUGGUUUUGCUAACAAAGGUCGACUCCUUAGAAUGACAUCCAGAAAGGGCCUUAUCUGCAUGUUUGAAUGUGACAUUUAGGACAAAUGGAAUGUCAGAUGAGAUUGAGAAAGAGGGCACACUGUUGGGAGAAAAGUUGCUAAAACAGCACGACACUGCAUCUCUGUGAGACGGUGGCAAUGUUGGGCCGGUGGAACUGGCUUAACUGAGCUGCGAACAGGUCCAUGUGAACAGAAUACUUACACGUCUGUUAUUGUGACUGGGAAUGAAAAGCUGAGACUGGAGGAACAGGGCUAGGGCAUGUUGUAGUUGAUUUGAGGGUAACAAGAGCAAAACCACAGAAAGACAAUAUACUGUGUCAUGAUAUACUGAGUAUCUAUGGUAGGUUAAGUGUUUUACAAUGAUUUUGGUAAAUAAUGUCAAAUUUGGAUUAUACAAGUUUAACAUGUUUUUGUUCUUUAAAUUACUGUUCAAAAAUGAAGUUCAGAAAUGCUGUCAUUUAAAAACAAAUGAUUUAAUUUCAGUUACUAAAAUUCAGUAGCUUACUACUGUGUACAUCAAGUUAAUUUAGUUGGAUCUUAAUGUCCUGCCGAGUUGUGGGAUUAUCUUCUCUCUCUCUCUCUUUCACUCUUUCUCUCUCUCUCAGUGAGAAUUAUGCCUUCUCCAACUGCUGUCCAGCUGGAAAUAACAAAAUACUUGAUUAAAGAAAAAAAUAAUGAUGUGCCUCGUUAGGGGGGCUUAAAGUUUUAAGUACACUUACCUUUUUAAGAAGUGUGUUACUUGUACAAGAUUCAGUAGUUAUCUAGAGAAUGAUUUAAUGUAAAUAUUGACAAAUAGAAAGUGUUUUUUUUUUCAUGUUUUCCCAUGUGUUUCUCACAGUGGUAUUUUUGUUACAUUCUAUCUUAAUUAUAGCCAAGAAUCGGUCUGUUUUUAGACAAUGAAUUGUUAGUGAAAUUUACGUCAUUUUAAAUAUUCUUUCACAAUCAUAAACAUUCUCAUUGCAUGACUGAGAUAUAACCCAAUUCAUGAAUAGUUUGUGUAGACUAUAGAAUAAGAGAAUCAGAAUUAAGAAAUAUAUAAACAUAAAUAUAUACUUUGUAUGUAUACAAUGAUAGAGUCAUUGUUACUUAUGAUAGUAAGUUGUUGUUGCUAUGGCAACAAAACUACAACAUGGCUACCUUUGUAUAUCUUAAUUGUGAAUUUUUUUCACACAUAAACUGAAAUAAUGUACAACGUUAACUUAUUCAGAAAGGAAAUGUGUAGUCUGGGAUUUAGUGAUUGAAUAUUUUGUAAGAAAAAAAGGUGAAAACAUUACUAUCCAAAGCCCCUCUGGGGAGAUCAUAUGUUCUAUGUUUUGGUUUGGGGUUUUAUCAUUAUUUUAUGUUCUGAUGGGGUGUUGAUCUGUUUUCAAAGUGGGAAUUUGAGUAUGCAGCAUCUGAGCAUUUGAAUCGAUGGGUUGAAUCGAGGGAAAAGAGACUUGUUUCAUUUUCCAUUAAAGAAAUUGAGAUGUUUCCACAAUAGCAAUCACAUUAGUAGUCAACAAGAUACACUGAGCAUAUCUCACUACCGGGUUCUUGGCCAUUUACUGUGGACAGGACCGCUGACAGGUACUGUCAGAGCCUGUUGUGGUCGCUUUGAAUGCAUAUCCCAUUGUCAGGUCUCUUUCUCCCGAGGGUCUGCCCAGUGUGCACCCAGCUGUGCUGGGAGCCUGUGGCACUGGCUUUGAUGCGUCAGUGUACGAAUGUGUGAUAUUCACCUUGAUUGCACUUAUGUACAUAAGUCAAAAUACUCAGAAUUUAUUUUGAAUAUACAUAGAUAUAUAUAGCAAAUUGAUAUAAUUCAACUGACUGCAUUGGUCGGAAUACAGGUAAACAGUGGUCAUUUUAAUAGGCUGUAAAAGAGAUAGAUGCUGUUCUGGGUUUUGAGGGAUUUGUCUUUUGUUCUGUUUGCUAUUGCCCUUUUACAGUUCAUCACAGCAUGAGGUUUCUCACUGAAAAAAAGGGAUGUAUGUAUACACUUGUGUCAAAGAAGCUUUUAGAUUGUCAUAGCUUACAACAGAGCAUUUCGCAAUGUGCCCUAGCUAAAUCUGAUUCUGAGGGGGUUUGGAAAAUGAUUGUAAAACAUAGAAUUCUUUCAGACUAAGUAGGCUAUUACUUGUGUCCACACAUCAGAAACCAAAGAGCCACCUGUUACUGUCUCAUUGUAUUCUCUGAGGGUGAUUCAGUGAAAGGUUUUGUUUAUGUGAGAGUAGUGUUUUCACAUGUAUGCCACACUGAAUACCUGUAAAUCACAGCCAAUGAAUGGAUUGCUAAUCUUGGUCUGCCCCCUGCAGGCUGAAAUUAGAACACAUUAUAGUGAGUGCUCAGGAUCAGAUGACACUGUGGGCUCAUUGCGACUAACACACAAUCAGUAAACUUGAGUUACAGUCUUUUGUACAGGGGGGUUGAAUUCCUUUUCACACUUUAUUUGAUAUUAGUUGAUUUUUUUGUUAGGUUUUCAUGACAACUCUCCACAAAAUAUAACAGUAAAUGGAUUCGCCACCAGAUUUCAGCCAACCAAUUCAAUAUCAACAACAGUCACAAGAACUACACAUCCAGACAAAAGGCCCUGCUAGUGCUUAACGUGUACAUUUAAUGUUUUUCAACUGCUUUGGAAGCCAAUACAUUUUGUUGCCAUGGCACUUGUCCGAGAAUUGGAGGAGGGGCUGAGUUUCUGUUGGAUGCUAUGUGUCAAUGCACCAUUGGGCCAUGUAGAAAUAGCUCAAAGCCUUUUGUCCGUACAGCAACAUGGACAGUACUUAGGCCUUGUGUGACCCCAAAACUACAUACACAGAAGUACUUGCUUGAAUCACUGUGCUAAAUAGACAAACUACGCAUCACCCUUCAGUAGCCAGUCCUCUUGUGCCUAAGCUUUGAGCGGUGAGUAACAAAAAGUUGUUACUUUUCCACUGCUCUCGUCAGGGCUUACAGUAACACCCAAAAGAUUCCCUGCAGAGUAGUGGUCCAGCCAGAAACAGUAGUUUUAUAAAAAAAUAAAAAAAGAAGAAAAUAUAUAAAAAAUAUAAUUAAUGCAGACAUUGCCCAUCUGUCCAUUCAGGUUUUGUCCCUUUAAAUGCAUUCUUUGGGAGUAGCCGUAGCUUGCAGUCAAACUGAACAAAGCUGAGAACGUCCACAUUGUCUCUAAGCCAUACAUAACAGGCUUCCCUCUCCUCCACUUUAGGACAUAGUGAAACUGAAUGCUUUUACUCUUACUGUUAAACUGCUUCUACUUUCUAUUUAGCUUGUCGUGCUUGUAUGUGCUAAACAACUGUGCUUCAUGCCAAUCUCUUUUGCUAUGAAUAAGUAUAUAGAUAUAUGCAUACAUUACUUCUGAUGUUUUUGUUGGACGUUUUAAUAAAGCACUUAUGGCA
Messenger RNA from Clupea harengus (Atlantic herring), 9195 nucleotides. RefSeq names its product muscleblind-like splicing regulator 3 (gene mbnl3). Gene Ontology annotation, cellular component: nucleoplasm; cytoplasm. The record is from RefSeq and is a predicted model, not a curated record. Gene Ontology annotation, molecular function: RNA binding; metal ion binding. Lineage: Eukaryota; Metazoa; Chordata; Actinopteri; Clupeiformes; Clupeidae. Gene Ontology annotation, biological process: regulation of RNA splicing.